AUGCUGCCUACGAAACGUCUGAAAACGUCAUCCACCCAAUCAUCGACCAGUAGCAGCCGACCAACAACCAAUCAGAAACAACCACAACAGACGACAGCAACUGUCGGUUGCCAGUCACAAAAAGAUGUGAACGUCUCAUUGGAGGAUAAGUCUUUGUGGGAGGAGUUUCAUAAACUGACCAAUGAGAUGAUUGUUACUAAAAAUGGAAGGCGUAUGUUUCCAGUCUUGCGAGUGCAUAUAUCGGGCUUGGAGGCAAACAGUUUCUACAGCGUCUACCUGGAUUUUGUGAAGAUGAAUGGAGCUAGCAGAUGGAAGUUUAUGGCGUCAUUCCCGUCUCCAUCAUUUUCACUUCCGUUGUCGUCAUCUUCUUUUUCAUCAUCAUCACCGGUAUUAUCGUCACCACCAUCGUCGUCAUCAUCGUCACCACCAUCGUCGUCUUCGUCGUCAUCAUCUUCCUACCUUCAUCCCGAUUCGCCGAACUUCGGAAAGCAUUGGACCAAUCAGGUGGUGACCUUUUCAAAAGUCAAGGUCACCAACAAGGUCAACUGUUCCGGCGAUCAAGUUUUCUUGGAUUCACUACACAAAUACUUGCCAAGGGUCACAAUUGUGAAGAUAAUUUCCAACAAAUCAGAUGACGCUAGAUUUGUUGGGUCGUUCACAUUCGGCGAAACGUCUUUCAUUGCUGUCACAGCCUACCAAAAUGAAGAAAUAACAAACUUGAAAGUAAAAUACAAUCCAUUCGCCAAAGGAUUUCAGGAAAGGUUAAAUAUUAGUUAUAAUAAAAAUAAUAUUAACUAA
Messenger RNA from Helobdella robusta, 798 nucleotides. RefSeq lists its product as hypothetical. The transcript has 6 exons. The record is from RefSeq and is a predicted model, not a curated record. The coding region runs from base 1 to 798 and encodes 265 amino acids. Gene Ontology annotation, molecular function: RNA polymerase II cis-regulatory region sequence-specific DNA binding; DNA-binding transcription factor activity, RNA polymerase II-specific. NCBI's taxonomy places the organism in Eukaryota, Metazoa, Annelida, Clitellata, Rhynchobdellida, Glossiphoniidae. Gene Ontology annotation, cellular component: nucleus. Gene Ontology annotation, biological process: mesoderm formation; regulation of transcription by RNA polymerase II; cell fate specification.